AUGGCCGCCGACGCAGCAUUCAGAGACGACCCCAUGGCCGGCAUGGCCCACAGCGAGGCCCACUACUUCAACAGCUACAACCACCACGGCAUCCACGAGGAGAUGUUGAAGGAUGAAGUCCGCACAAAGUCCUACAGAGACUCGAUAUACAACAACCCGCACCUUUUCAAGGACAAGGUCGUGCUGGACGUCGGAUGCGGUACAUCCAUCCUGAGCAUGUUCGCAGUCAAGGCUGGCGCAAAGCACGUGAUCGGUGUCGACAUGUCUACCAUCAUCUACAAGGCAAGAGAGAUUGUCGCGGCCAACGGCAUGUCUGACAAGAUCACCCUUCUGCAGGGCAAGAUGGAGGAGGUCGAGCUGCCAUUUCCAGAGGUCGACAUCAUCAUCUCUGAGUGGAUGGGCUACUUCUUGCUGUACGAGAGCAUGUUGGACACUGUUCUGUGGGCCCGUGACCGGUACCUUCGUAAGGAUGGCAAGGGCUUGAUCUUCCCAGACAAGGCCACCAUCUUCAUGGCCGGCAUCGAGGACGGAGAGUACAAGGACGAGAAGAUAGGAUUCUGGGAAAACGUCUACGGGUUCGACUACACACCGCUCAAGCUCACCGCCCUCACCGAGCCUCUUGUCGACACUGUCGAGCUCAAGGCCGUUGUGACUGACCCAAGCGCCGUACUGACCCUCAACCUCUACACCUGCACUGUUGCCGAUCUUGCCUUCAGCCUGCCAUUUAACCUCUCCGUCCGCCGAACCGACUACGUCCACGCUCUCGUCGCUUGGUUCGAUAUCGAGUUUUCCGCUUGCCACAAGCCAGUCCGCUUCAGCACUGGCCCCCACACAAAGUACACUCACUGGAAGCAGACUGUAUUCUAUCUUGCGGACGUGCUUACAGUCGAGGCUGGCGAGAACGUGACUGGCAAGCUCAGCUGCCGACCAAACGAGAAGAACAGGAGAGAUCUGGACAUCGCCAUCGACUACAAGCUCGAGACCGAGGACCAAGGCAGGAUCGGCGACGGCCACUGCGAGUACAAGAUGUGUUAA
Messenger RNA from Fulvia fulva, 1035 nucleotides. RefSeq names its product Arginine N-methyltransferase. The transcript has 3 exons. The record is from RefSeq and is a predicted model, not a curated record. The coding region runs from base 1 to 1035 and encodes 344 amino acids. Lineage: Eukaryota; Fungi; Ascomycota; Dothideomycetes; Mycosphaerellales; Mycosphaerellaceae. Gene Ontology annotation, molecular function: protein-arginine N-methyltransferase activity. Gene Ontology annotation, biological process: peptidyl-arginine methylation. Gene Ontology annotation, cellular component: nucleus.